UGGGCUCCCUUGGUUUAGCCGAACUUAGCUCGCACGUGGCCCACUGAUCUAGACUAUCUGAGAAAAGGAUUUAUUUUUGCUAACGUACGAUCUAAAAAGAGAUAGCUCAAAUCAUGGCUUAAGAUGAAAGCAGAAGAACAAUAAAUGAACGAACUGAUUUUGUGCCUUAUUGUGAGAUAAAUGGCAGUUCUGUUACGGUUCUUAGAAUCCUGCAGUUCGCUGAAGCUGCGUGGAGAAGGAAGCGACGUUUUGUGUACAAUUGUAGAUAGAGAAAUGUAAACUUGCAGUUCAUGCAGGAAACUUCCCCAGCAUUUAAUUCAAGCAGAGGUAAGAUAUACAAAUGUGAAAAUGCCAGUUUUUGGGAAAAUAGUUGUUAUUAAGAGAAAUGGGACCGAUGGAACUUACUUUCCGCUCACUGCAAACUCUUGUUUGUUUGGAAGGAAAAAAGAAUGUGAUAUUCGAAUCCAGCUGCCUCAAGUUUCUAAAGAACAUUGUAAAAUUGAAGUCAAUGAAAAUAAAGAGGCAGUGCUGUUUAACUUGAGUUCUGCGAAUCCAACACAGCUAAAUGGGAAUCACUUUCAGGAUCCCGCACACUUAAAACAUGGAGAUAUACUGACAAUUAUUGAUCGUUCUUUCAGGUUUGAAUAUUCACCUCCCUCACUUCCUCAGAAGAGACUUUCUAAAUCUCAAGAGAAGGAAACAUUACAGAUUCUUCAGGUUCAGCAUAUGCAACAGAUGGACUUGCUGCAUACACAAAACUCAGAUUACAAAAGUUUUCCAAUUACUGGCAAGAAAUUUGAAACUUGCUCUCCUAGAAAAAGCGAGAAAAGACUUCAAAAACAAUACAGCGCACCUGGAAAAACAAAUGAGCUGUCUCCUUUUAGCAAACUUUAUGAAUUAAUGAAACAUGAAAAUGGCACAGACAAUGUAAAGGAUAAUACUGGUAAUGAGACUUUGCUGGAAGAUGUAUUUCACUCAAGAUCUAGGAGGUCUGCAGUGAAUCGAGCAAAGUUGACUAAAAUUGAACAUUCUGAAGAUAGUAAAAUUCAAGAAAAGAGUGGCAUUGUAACAAGUCCAAUACCAGUAUUUGAAGAGAAGAACUCCAAAAAAUCAAGUAUUCAAAAUUGUGAUAUACAACAGAAACAAGAAUGUAAAGGUACAAAUCAGUCAGAUUUUCACGACAUAGAAGAUAAUGAAAUGGGAAAAGACCAAAUAAUGAGAGGUGCUAAUAAGGAUACAUAUUUUAAAGCAAAUCUGCAGAGUGCACAGCAUUUCCCUGAAUCACAUUGUAUAGUGUCGAUGGACUAUACAAAAAAGGCUAAGUGCCUUAACAAAUUUAACUUAACAGAUGCUUUCACAUCUGUAGAAAAUACUUUGUCCAAAGCAAAGUCUAGCAGGGAGAGUAUACAAAAUUACUCCAGUCCAUGUUCUAGAAACUCUCGAAGAUCUUCCAAGUCCAGAAGGUCAUGGGUUGAAAUAGAUUCACUGAACAGAAUGAAGAGCUCUGGAGAAAUGGAAGAGUGCUCCGUACAAGUUAGUGGGCAGGAGCAUGAAUCUGGUAUUUUGAUUGGAAGUAUAUAUUCUAACAAAAAUGAAAAUAGAGAAUUGGUCACAGAAACAGCACUGAAUCUGAAAGAUUCAGAAGAUGGAAGUUGUAGUACAGUUUAUAGUUCACUUCAUUUUGAUACUAGUAAAAGCUGCAAUAACAACAUUGAACUAAAUAAAAAUAUUUCAAAUGAAUAUUCACGUACAGAGGCAAUAGAUACAGUAUCAAUAAUCACUGCAGAUCUUUUUCAAACCAGUGAAAUAGUGACAAAUCAAAUUCCUGAAAGAACCUUGGAAACAGAAAGUCCUACAAAUGAAAAUAAAAUAGGAAUAAAAGACCAUGACCAGAAUGUUAAUAUGAAAAAUGAUAUACUUACUUUUUCCAGUUCUCAUGAAAGCAGUGUCCAAACAUCAGCCAAGGUUAAUGCUGCUUUUGAAAUUAAUUUGUUAUGUCCACUUAAUAAGUCAGAGGCUAAGAAAUCACCUCAAAAGCGUAGAAGUAAGGAGCUAGAUUUUCUAGUCCAACCACUUGGAAAGAGGAAGAGAGUGUCUUUUGGUGGCCAACUGAGUCCUGAACUCUUUGAUAAGCGCUUACCUCCAAACUCGCCACUUAAAAAAGGGGCCAUUCCAGCAAGACUAAGCAUGCCAUAUGGAAACUCACCACGAGCAGUUCUGAAAAGAGUUGCAGAAUUGAGGCAGUCUGUAAUACAGGGUUCCUUUGAGAGGAAGCAAUACGAAAAUAGUGUGCCAAAGCAAGCUGCCUCACAGUGUGUCUCUGAUCCUCAUGUUGCAAGUCUAUCUUCAGAGGGUGAAGAAACCACUACACAAGAGAUGCAUGCAAAUAGCUUAUUCAGUGAAGUUAAACAAACAGUCUCUAACACCACUUCAUCAUUAAGAAGGAGCAAAGCCUGUACUCCAAGGAGAAGUUCUAUACGUGGAAAAAGUGGAGCUAUGGGUACUAUUCACUCCAAACGACGAAGUGGUGCUUCUGAAGCCAAUUUGAUGGUUGCGAAGUCUUGGGCAGAAGUAGUAAAACAAGGUGUUCCAAAACUACAGCUGAAGUCUGCUUCAAAACAGGGGUUUAAAACAAGAUCAAUGAAGAACGUGGCUUCAAAAUCAUCAAAGAAUAACAAUUUAGCAAAAACACCAAAAAGAAAAAUCAGCGGUCAUUUUUCAACAGGACAUGCAAAUUCUCCUGCUCCAAUUGUGAUUGGAAAAGCUCAUACUGGAAUUUUGAACGUAACUGCACAAGUUCCUAAAGUGGUGAUUAAUUAUCCUUUGAAACAGCAUUGUGACCUCAAUGACAGUUUUACAGGGUUGGCUGAAAUGUUCUGCAGUCCAUCAAAUGCAAAACAGAAAAGGUUUGUACCAGAAACUCAGAUAACAAGACCAGAAAUGAAUGCAUCAGAAGAAUCUGAAAAAACGUCCGUUUUGGAUUUUAAGAUUUCAAGCCAAAAAAUAGCUUACGAUCAAGAUGUAAUAUCUCCAGCUUUGGAAGAAGUAUCACAAGUAUCCAUUCACGACAAUUUAAUGAUAUCACUAAAUGAAAGAAAUAUAAUGGGGAUGGAAGAAAAAAAACUGCAACAAGAACCAGAGCCAGUCAGACAGCUUUUGGAAAUCAAGAGGCUCUUGAAGACACCUAAGGAAAAGCCUGAACCUGUUGAUGUGCUUUCAGGGGUCAAGAGGCUCCUGAGGACACCCAAGCAAAAAUCAGAGCCAGUGGAGGCACUUUCAGCAGUCAAGAGGCUUUUGAAGACACCUAAGGAAAAAUCUGAACCUGUUGAGGUGCUUUCAGGGAUCAAGAGGCUUUUGAGGACGCCUAAGCAAAAGUCAGAGCCCGUCGAGGCGCUUUCAGCAGUCAAGAGGCUCUUGAAGACACCUAAGCAAAAGUCAGAGCCAGUCGAGGAUCUUUUAGGACUCAAGAGGCUCUUUAAGACACCUAAGGAAAAAUCUGAACCUGUUGAGGAUCUUUCAGGGGUUAAGAGGCUCUUGGAGACACCCGAGCUAAAAUCAGAAGCUGUGGAGGUGUUUUCAAGAAUCAAGACGUUAAAGACAUCCAGACAGACUGUGGAGCCUCUUUUAGAUGAUAUCUAUACUAAAUCUAUGAUAACUACUGAAGAAGUAAAAAACAUGGUUGGAAGUGUUAUCAGAAAUCAAACACAACCUAUGGAAGAUACACAUAUUAAUGACAUUAUUGAGAAAGUUAAGCAAACUGUGAGGCCAAUAGAAGAUAGGGAAAAUAUUCAAAUGAUGUCACCAGAGCUAGUUGGGUGUACUCAGACAUUGAAAACCUCAAAACCAAAAUCUAUGCCAACUGAUGACUACUUCGGAUUGCAGAAGUUUAUGAUUGAACCUAAAGAGAGUUCUGUAAUUCCCGAUAUAGAUUAUACUGGUGUCAAAGACAUGAACACUGAAAGUGAUACGGUUGAAAUGCCAGAGUCUGUGAAUCUUGUGGAAGAAAAUGGAUCUUAUAUCAGUUCCAGAAAUAAAGUGGAGUCUGUGGAAAAUGUGCCUGGAAGUUGCAAAGGAAACCUGGAAAUUGCAUUUGAAAAAGAAUCUCAAUUUCCAGUAACAAAAAAUAACAGUAGUGUUCCAAACUAUGUCGGCCAUGUUGCAUGUAAUUCAUUUAAUGAAUUGAAAACAGAGUUCAAUAAGGAAACAAUCAGAGCAAUAUCUCUCUCUGAAAACUACCAACCAGAUGGAAUCAGUUCCAAAAAUGAAGCCAAAACUGAUUUUGUAAAUGAAGCAGCUGAAAAUUCUGAUGCAUUAAAAACAGAAAAGCUCGAGCCACUUGCUUUGGCUAGAACUAGGAGAAGGAAAAUAAAUGACUGCAGUCCUGUGGUAUAUACAAAGACAAUUCAGAGACCUACAAAGAGCAGAUCAACAUCAGCUAAUUGUGAGCAAAUCAGUGAAAGUUUUGACAACCAUACAGAAUUAAAUUCAUUGCACAAAUCUGAAAGCAAUUGUACAACAAUUGAAGCAACCAAAUUAUCUCGGAGAGGAAGACCAAAGAAGCAGCAUGUUGAAAGAAAUCGGAAUAUAGAAUCUGAUAACAUAAACCAUACUCAGGAAUUAGAAAAACCUUUAAAGGAAACAACAGUGGAAAAGCAGCCUGUGAACAGGCAAAAAGCGGCAACUAAAAGAAAAGGAGAAACUGUAACAAAUGUGGAUUUGGAAGAAAAUGGACCAGUUCAAGAAAAUGAAAGUGAUUUAACCGCCAAAACACGGCUAAGGUCUAGAAAUGUAAAAAAGAAUGCAAGUGACCUAAAGACAACGUUUGCCAAAGGUAAAACAAAUGAUACAAUGUCAGGGGAAGAGAGUAAUAAAAGAAGAAAGAUUGCUGUAAUACAAUUAAGCCCAGAAACAUUAAUCACAACUUUGAAUGAAGAUAAGCAAGGAGGGCAAAAAUGUACAAUAUCUAAAAUAUGUAAAACCGAAGCUUCAGAAAAUAAUCUAACAGCAAUGGAAGAAAAUUUAGUGAAGAAGAAGAAAAAAACAGUUCAAUUUUUACUUAAUGACUUUAAGGCUUCUGAACAAAAAUGUGCACUUGGAUAUGAAGGUAAUACUUAUGAAGAAGAAAGUCAAACUGAAAACAUUUCUAAUGGGAUUCCAAAGGUUCCCUUGGAAAGCAUGAAAACUUCUACAGAGUCCAGUCCGCCCAAAAUAGAAAAGCUAUCAAAAAAGAAUCUGCCUAGCAGAGGCAGAGGCAAAAAAUCGGUUUCCAGCCCUUCUGUGGAAAGUGACAGUAAAUCAGUCUCUGAUGUGAAAGAUCAUGAUAUGAUUGUCAGUCUAAAAGAAAAUCAGCCCAAAAGGGGCAGAGGGAGAAAGAUAGUUCAAGUGUUCCCCAAACCUUUUCCUUUAGAAAAUAACACUUUUGGAGAAAAGGAUUCAACAAUAAACAAAUGCCUUUCAUCCCAAGGCGGAUGUUCUUUGCUACAAGUUCAAAAUGAGAAUUUUGAAAAAUCUGAAAUGUUGCCAUUAGAAAAUGGGCAACGUUGUGAAGGGCACAUUCCACCAAAAAGGGUAGUAAAAGAAAAUCCACCCAGGAGAGGAAGAAACAAGCAAGUCAAUGAAAUAUCGGGUAAUGAAGCAGCUGAUGUCCAAGGUCUAAAUAUGGCCACCAGACAAGAGGAUAAUCAGUCCAAAAGGGCGAGAGGGAAAAGAAAUGCUGAAGAAUCCUGUUCACUGAAGAGCCAAAGGAUAGUGAAAGAGAGUCCACCCAGGCGGGGCAAACAUAAAAAAACUAUUUCUGGUGACAUAUCUACAGAUUUUGACAGUACACAGAUGGCCACUAUACUAGAUCAAAAUAUAGAUGGUGAAAAUGCUUGUCUUGCAAAGGAUGAUCAAUCAAAAGUAGGUGGAAGAACAAGAAGCACUUGUACUACAGUUGAAGCAACCAAAUUAUCUCGGAGAGGAAGACCAAAGAAGCAGCAUGUUGUAUCCCAGAAAAUCCCUUCUGUCAAAAGUGACACCUGCAAUUUGCUGUCAUCAAACAAAGGGGAACAUUCAGGUGAACAUCCAAAUGAAGAUUUGAAAUCAGCAAGUAAUGCAAAUGAGAAUUUCACAUACAAAUGUAGAAAAAGAAAAAUAGUUCAUGAAAUUUCAGCAAACUCAGUUUCUUCCAGUAAAAAAUCUGAAUUUAUUGAUAAUGACAUUCAAGUAAAUAGAAAGAAAGAUUCAAAAGCUGUAUCAAAACAAAGUACAUCCAGAAGUAAAAGAAAACGAUUAACACCUUGUGAAACAUCAGCAGAAAGUAAUGAUGAGCUAAGAAUUAAUAGUAAAAAGAGUCAACCAGUAACAGAUAUUGUGGGUCCUUUAGAAAAUAGUUUUGAAAAAAAGCGCCAGUCAAAGAAGCAAAAAGAAGAAACUAAUAUUGUAUCACUAGUCUCUCCCUCACUGAAAGUGAACAUCACUUUGUCACCAUCUUCUGCUGCUGAAAAUCAAAGUGGAAAUUGCAAAAAUUCUGUUGGAACAAGGAAGUUAGCAAAACUUUCUGGUACACACAAUAUAAUGACACGCUCUCUCAAAGGAAAGUGCAUUAUUUCAAAAGAAGAGUUUGUUCAUGAAACCCAAAACAAAGAUUUGCAGCAAACAGUUACGGCAACUGUGAUCAAUCGAAGAAGAGGUAGAAGAAAAAUUAAUAAACUUGAGGCUGCUGUUUCUCCUCUCAAAGAAAAACUUACAUUAUCUGCAGGCAGUGAUAAUUUUCCUAAUGAACAAAUUCUAAAUAAUGUUUCUAAUAAUAAAAUUUCUUCGAAGGGCAAGGGACCAAAAUUUCUUGAAAUAAAAAAUAUGACCCAAAACAUCAAUCAAAGUAAUUCGUCUAAUUAUGACCAAAAUAAAAAUCUUAAGCACCCAAAUAUGCCAGUGCAAAAGAGUUCAUCAGAACGUGGAAAAAGAAAACAAAUUAACAGUUCAGAAACAAUUACCACUGCUAACAUGGUGAAAAAUGUAAUUCCAGGAAAGAAAUCAACAGUCUCUAAAGCAGAAAACACUGAGAGUAUAACAGUGCAGACAAGAGGAAAAAAGAAAAUGAAAGAAGAGAAUACCAUUCUGAUGAUUGAACUGCCUAGAGAAACAGAAGGCAGGACAAGAGCAAGCAAAAGAAUAAGAAAAUAGAUUAUAAUAUUUGCUCUGGGUGCACUUUUUUAAUCUGAAAACCUUAAAACUUUGAAAUUGAAAUGUUUCAACAUUCAGUUCAACUUGACAUUGACAAUAUCUGAUGCAAAUAUUUUGUAAAUAGCUUUUCCUAUUAUUUUUAAUAUUUUUUGUUUAAAAUAUCAAAGGAUUAGGAAUUUAACUUUUAACUACUCUGAUUUUAUUGUCUACAAAUGUUUAAAUGCUAAUGCUAUUGUACUUAUGUGUUUCAAAAUUAAAAACAUACUUAAGCAGCAUUGCUUUAUAUGAUCCGAUUGAAGCCAAGAUGUUUGCCAAAUUAGCAUAGGUUGGGCACAGUUCUUGGAAUCAUGCUCAUGUUAGCUCUUCUUGUACACUGCAUAACUAUUGUAAUGAUUACCAGGGUGAAAAACAUCAGCUAUUCAGAACAUAGGAAUCUGAUUUUGUAAAAGCCCAGUAUUUUGUCUGUUUAGCACUAUCCCUAAUCUUGCGGGCAAGUCUGGAAGAUGGUUGAUUAGCAAUCCUAUUGCAGGGUAUGUACCGAGGCUGGGGGAAAAAUGGUUUGUAAGUUUGGAUAAACUGCUGGACAGGUUAUCAUACUGUCAAAGCAAAAUGCAGGUAAGUUAGAUAUCCCAAGUUUUUGCCGACCCAGAUUCUUGAAAAUUGGGUGCAAGUAACCGUAUACAAUUCUUUUCACUUCCCACAUGUAGUUUUGUGUGCCAACCUUCAAAUUUUCUCAGGACCUUACUGCACCAUAGCCUUUAAAUUCAAGUGAGGUAUGAUCCAUCUACCCUAACUUUUUACUAUGUGCUAGCUUUUUUGAAAGAAAAGUUUAUAGACAUUUCAACAGUUGGAUUGCCUUCACUCAAAACUCAUUUUGCAAACUGUUGAAGUUGUUACAAUCUUUUACUCAAAGUUCUUGAAGUGGCAAAAGACUGUUCUCUUAAUUGGUUAGUAAGAAAUAUUAACUAAUUUGCAAAUAUUUCAGGUUCUGAACAUACUGUUAUAUCAUGAGUAUUGGUACUGCCUGAUGAUUCCUGAAUUCUGCUUAGAACAUUCCAGGAAUAAAACGUUUGUUGCAUUCUUUGCCCUAUUUUUGCAUAUCCAGAAUUGUAGUUCAUUCCAUUUCUUAUCUCUUUUUAAUUACACUUUUUAAAUAUAAAUAUAUUUUUUCUUCCAAUUAUUAAUAUAAAGUGGCUAGUGAAAAAGUGA
This is a messenger RNA of Crotalus tigris (Tiger rattlesnake), 8373 nucleotides long. RefSeq names its product marker of proliferation Ki-67 (gene MKI67). Gene Ontology annotation, molecular function: protein binding. The record is from RefSeq and is a predicted model, not a curated record. Gene Ontology annotation, biological process: regulation of mitotic nuclear division; regulation of chromosome segregation. Bases 349 to 7164 code for a protein of 2271 amino acids. Lineage: Eukaryota; Metazoa; Chordata; Lepidosauria; Squamata; Viperidae. The transcript is spliced from 17 exons. Gene Ontology annotation, cellular component: nucleus; chromosome.